Molecule: messenger RNA, 9031 nt
Organism: Phascolarctos cinereus (koala)
Lineage: Eukaryota; Metazoa; Chordata; Mammalia; Diprotodontia; Phascolarctidae
Gene: IQSEC3
Product: IQ motif and Sec7 domain ArfGEF 3
Biological process (GO): actin cytoskeleton organization; regulation of ARF protein signal transduction
Molecular function (GO): guanyl-nucleotide exchange factor activity
Source: RefSeq, a predicted model, not a curated record
UUCACUCUCCACCGCCACUGAGGCGCAGGCUGGGCGCAGGCAGUGGCGGGCCGGCAUGGAGAGCCUGUUGGAGAACCCGGUGCGUGCUGUCCUCUAUCUGAAAGAGCUCACGGCCAUCGUGCAGAACCAGCAAAGCCUCAUCCAUACCCAGCGCCAGCGUAUAGACGAACUGGAAAAGCGGCUAGACGAGUUGAGCGCUGAGAACCGCAGCCUGUGGGAACAGCAGCAGCUUCUGCAAAACCAUCCUCCGCCUGGGCUGGUCCCCCCAUCGCAAGCCCCGCUCCAGGCUUCCCAGGCUUCUGCUACCGCCAGUUCCCCAGAGCCUCCUCAGAACCAGGGACAGCUCUCUACCAUCGCCCCACUGCCACCUCUGGCAGUGGCUGCGCCGCCGCAGCAACCACCGCCGCCGCUGCAGCAGCUAACUCAGCACCACGGACAGCUCGCAACACAGCCCCAGCCGGGCCCCAGCAGAGCUUUAGCACCCCAAACAGUCCACCAGCAUACCGCGGUCUCCGGAGCCGCUGCCGAUAAGGAGAAGGAGCGCCCCCCUUGUUGCACUGCUGCUGGAACCCUCCUCCCCCACAAACCCCCUGCCGCCCUCGGCAAGGGCGUCCUAGGCAGGAGACCUGAGAAUGAAACUGUGCUGCACCAAUUCUGCUGUCCAGCUGCUGAUGCCGAACAGAAGCCUGCAUCUUCAGACCUGGCCUCCCAAAGUGACGACUCCUACACCCAUGCCGGGGGUGGCACAGAGGACCCUUCGGCCAGCAGAUCCAGCGCCCAGGAGCUGCAGGAGGAGGAGGAGCUGCUAGGGGCAGGGGGGACCUCCGUGCUGGCAACGAAGGCCAGCCUCCACCACACAGCCUCCCCUGGCCGGCAGCAGCAUGCCAAGGUGCUCUGCUCCCAUGCCCCUGCUGCCUCUGAUUACGAGCUGUCCCUUGACUUAAAGAAUAAACAGAUUGAAAUGCUAGAACAUAAAUACGGAGGCCACUUGGUGUCCCGGCGAGCAGCUUGCACCAUUCAGACAGCCUUCCGCCAAUAUCAGCUUAGCAAGAACUUCGAGAAGAUACGCAACUCACUGCUUGAGAGCCGACUCCCUCGGCGUAUCUCCCUGCGCAAGGUGCGGGUCCCCAAUCCAGAGACUUUUGCAGCAGAGAAGGCUUUGAUGGAGGGCUACGGGCUGAUGGGGCUGCCCCUGGUCCGCUCUCCAUCUCUGCCGGCCACCAUCACAGGCACACUCACGGAGCUUGAGGACUCCUUCACGGAGCAAGUCCAGUCCCUGGCUAAGUCCAUCGAUGAUGCUCUCAGCACCUGGAGCCUCAAGACUAUGUGCUCCCUCCAGGAAGGGGGCUCCUACGAGAUCCAUGAGACCUUCCAUGCUGGAGGAAUGGGGCCCCCAGGCCUGGAAACAGAACUGAAGGAGGAGGAAGCUGCAGAACUAAGCCUGGAGGAGGAGGAAGAGGGCAGUGGGUCAGGGGCUGGGCUGCCCAAAAGCAGAAGCACCCUCAUGAUGGCUUUCCGGGAUGUCACAGUGCAGAUCGCCAGUAAGAACAUCUCUGUCUCCUCCUCCACAGCUGUUUCUGUGGCCAACUGCCUGGGAGGGCAAGAGACUCAGGUUGGACUGGUCCCAGCAGCAGGCAAAGCAGAGGCAGAGGAGGCAGGGGGAGCCGAGGCUUUGGCCUCCCCUGUUGUGACUUCAUCUGCUUCAACCACUGGGCACACAUGGACCGAAGUUGGGGCUGUCGGGGACAUAAACACAAAUGGGCAGGCAGCUGAGGGGGCGAUGGGUGAGGAAGAGGAGGAAGAAGAGGAGGUAGGGGGGUCAAUCAAAGGGGGGGAGAUUGAGACCGGUGACAACUCAGAGCAACUGAGCAGCAGCAGCACCUCCACGAAAUCUGCCAAGUCAAGCUCAGAGGUGUCAGCCUCAAAGGAGGCCCUGCAGGCUAUGAUACUGAGUCUGCCCCGAUACCACUGCGAGAACCCAGCCAGCUGCAAAUCCCCCACGCUCUCUACUGACACCCUUCGAAAGAGGCUCUACCGCAUCGGCCUCAACCUCUUCAACAUAAACCCAGACAAGGGCAUCCAGUUCCUGAUCUCCCGAGGCUUCAUCCCUGACACUCCCAUUGGUGUGGCUCAUUUCCUCCUUCAGCGAAAGGGACUUAGCAGACAAAUGAUUGGAGAAUUCCUGGGAAACAGCAAGAAGCAGUUCAACCGGGAUGUGCUAGACUGUGUGGUGGAUGAAAUGGACUUUUCCAACAUGGAAUUAGAUGAAGCUCUGAGGAAAUUCCAGGCCCAUAUCCGGGUCCAAGGUGAGGCCCAGAAGGUGGAGCGCCUCAUCGAAGCUUUCAGCCAGCGCUAUUGCAUGUGCAAUCCUGAGGUAGUGCAGCAGUUCCACAACCCUGACACCAUUUUCAUCCUGGCCUUUGCCAUCAUCCUCCUCAACACGGACAUGUAUAGUCCCAAUAUCAAGCCUGACCGGAAGAUGAUGCUGGAAGAUUUCAUCCGGAACCUGAGAGGUGUAGACGAUGGAGCUGACAUACCCCGAGAGCUGGUGGUGGGCAUCUAUGAAAGGAUCCAACAGAAGGAACUGAAAUCCAAUGAGGACCAUGUCACCUAUGUUACCAAGGUGGAGAAGUCCAUUGUGGGCAUGAAGACAGUGCUGUCAGUCCCACACCGCCGCCUGGUCUGCUGCAGCCGGCUCUUUGAGGUGACUGACGUGAAUAAGCUGCAGAAGCAGGCAGCUCACCAACGGGAGGUGUUCCUCUUCAAUGACCUGCUGGUGAUCCUCAAGCUUUGCCCAAAGAAGAAGACCUCCUCCACGUAUACUUUCUGCAAGUCCGUGGGCCUGCUAGGGAUGCAGUUCCACCUUUUUGAGAAUGAGUAUCAUUCCCAUGGCAUUACACUGGUGACCCCAGUGUCAGGUUCAGAAAAGAAGCAGGUGUUGCAUUUCUGUGCCCUGGGCUCAGAGGAGAUGCAGAAGUUUGUGGAAGACUUGAAAGAAUCCAUUGCUGAGGUCACAGAGCUGGAGCAGAUCCGAAUUGAAUGGGAGCUGGAGAAACAGCAGGGAACCAAGACUCUUUCAUUUAAGUCCAGUGGAACUCAGCCUGACCCACAGUCAAAGCAAGGAUCUCCUACAGCCACCAAAAGGGAAGUUGCUGAGAAGGCGAUGGACAGCACUGUGGAGGUGUCAAUUCACAACAGGCUUCAAACGUACCAGCACAACUCCAGGCUGGGGCCCGAGAAGGGAGUGCCGCUGCCGCCACCGCCACCACCAUCAUCGCCAGGCCUGCCUCCUAAUUCCCCAAGGGACCUGCUACCACCACCGCCACCCACCCCCCCAGGGACCCUGGUGCAGUGCCAACAGAUUGUCAAAGUCAUUGUCCUGGACAAGCCCUGCCUGGCCCGCAUGGAGCCCCUCCUGAGCCAGGCACUCACUUGUUAUGCCUCCUCCUCUGACUCCUGCAGCUCCACUCCCCUUCGAGGUCCUGCCACCCCUGUCAAGAUCAUCCACCAGCCCCCUCUACCCCCUCCUCCUCCCCCUUACAACCAUCCGCAUCAGUACUGCCCUCCAGGCUCUCUGCUCCAACAAAGGAGGUAUUCCAGUGGUUCCAGAAGCCUGGUGUAACCAUUGCCCUUUCCCCCUUCCCUUCUCUCCACCUACCACGAAACCUGGCUAUACCCAACAGCACAAAUUUAUUUCCCACUCCUCAUUGUGUUCCUAUGCCUCUCCUGGGAGCUCAUCACCCCUAGAUGGCUCCCCACCCCCACCCCCACAGAUAUGCUUAGUUCCUGACUAAUGACCACAGUAAUUUUUUAAAGAAAAAAAUGAUCAAUGGUACCUCGGUCUCCCUCUCCCAAUCCCACUUCUCCCCUCAAACCUACUGACUCUGCUGAGCCCCAAUACCUGGGAAACCCACCUCAGGUCUCUCUCUUCCCUGCCUCCUCAUGUUCUAGUUAUGAAUGGGAGGUCCCUUCUUCCUGCACCGGCCUUCUCCUCCUCCUCCCACCAAAAUCACAUCUAUCCCCCAACUUGGGCUAAGGCUUACUUCCAACCAGGAAUUCAAAUGGAGAAGAGUCAGGAGUUCCUCUAUUCCCCACCCUCACCUUUCCUUCUCCCUCUGCAAAAGGUGAGGGACGGUGAGACUGGAGCCAUUGUUUUCUAACUUUAGUUGGUGGUGAGGGUGGAGACAGAGGAGAAGAAGCUGACAUGGUUGGCGUCAUGACCAAAGGCUUGCUUGGUAGAGCACUUGUGGAAGUAAGCAUAACUGGUCCUGUUGGGAUAGAGAAGGGGCUGAAUCACUCCCUCUUGACCCUAGAGAAGCCAGCCCCUAUUCACUUUACAUGAUUAACCAAAAUUAGCUCAUAGGACCACAGAGCUAGACAGGAUCUCUAAGACACAGCUAGUCUAUCCCCCUGCCUUCAGGCAAAACUACACCUAAUACAUGCAAAUUUAUCAUUUAUAAGACCCUUCAGAAGAUACUCUAUAGCUUUCUUUGGUCAUUACUCUAGACCAGUAAGUCGUUCCAAGCAGUGUUGUCUUCAGAGAACAAUUGUCCUUUGUAGAGCAAUAGUAAGAGCUCACAUCUCUAUGGCACUCUGUGGUUUGCAAAGAGCUUUUCCUCCUGAAAACCUGUGAAUUAUGGGAUGCAAGCUUUGUCCCCAUUUUACAGAUGAAGAGCUUGAGGCUCAGAGAGCUUAAUUAAUUGCCUUGCCCAUAGUCACGUAGCUAGUGUCAGUUAGGACAUAGAUCCAGGUCCUUUAAGUCUAGAACCAAUGUGUUUUUCACUACAUCAUGAUGUCUGACUCUCACCCCGACCCUCAUCUUUGAGACCCAACAGAAAAAUGACUUACGGGGUAAGAUGACCCUACCUAUGGUAGGGUACUGGUAGAUAGCAAAACUUGGAAUAUGAGGCAAUCUCUCCCAUCAUCGUCUUCCAAAACCCCAGUGCCCAGUGCACUGGGACUGGAUCAGGACCAAGGCAACAGAGGUUUGUAGGAAGGCUAUAAACCAAAUCGCUCCAUCCAAAUGACAUAGUUCUUUCAUGAACAACCUAAAUGUCCCUGAUCCUGCCUAGUUGAUUGCUUCUGGCCCGGAUGUCAUAACUUUCAGCCAAGUCUCUGUCUCUUUCACUCCUUUGCCCUAAUUCCCAUCCUCUUUUAUCUGGCCCUGUCUUUCAUUUCUUAUGAAUCUCAACCUAUUACAAUAUGGGACCCUGGACUUCUCUAAAGACAGAAGUUCUUUCCCUCUUCCCACCUUGACCCUUCUGAAAAUUAUUCUUCAGUUUGGUAAUUGACUACUCCAUCCACUGAUGGAGCAGCAAGGCAGGAAUCACUUUUAAAGGAUGGAAAUCUAGAUCUCUGCAUUGGGAUGGAGAGUGGACAGGUAUACCCAAGGAAUGAUGGGUAAUUAGGAACAAUGGGACAAAGUGAAAGAAUUAUAAAUGAGAAGCAGAGCCAGAAGGGUGGAUGGAAGAUGAGUUGGGGGAAUGGCUAAUGCUGAAGAGUCAUGAGUAGGGGAUUGAUUGGAACCAGGACAUAUGAGUGGAGUUAUGAAAAAGAGAUAUAGACAGGCUAAAAUAUUGGGCCAUAUCUAAUAAAAUUUAAUUUCAUUUUCAUAAAGUCUUAUACAUGGAUUAAAAAAAUGAAUCUCACAAAUACAAGCUGUAGAUUUAGCUAGGCAGCCAUUUAUAUUAAAAACAAUACCUAGGGGGUGACUGAACUGCAACGUUAAUAUGAGUCAACAACGUGAUAUAGCAACCAGAAAAAAAAAACCUAAGAUGGCUUUAGGCUAUGUUAAGCAGUAUUGGAGCCUGGGCUAGAGAGAGGAUAGUAUCUAUUGUCAUAAAAUAGCUGAAAUAUUGUGUUCAAUUAUGGGUGCCACAUUUAAGAAGGAAAUCGGUAAUCUGGAGCAUUCAGAGGAAGGCAGCAAAGAUGGCAAAGGGUCUCAAGAACAUGCCAUAUGAGGAUUAGUGGAAGGAACUAGGUGCUUUUAUCCUGGAAAAAAAGGAGAUGGGUAAAACAUGAGGGUGGGUAUGUGAGUGAAGAAUUACAUUUACUCUGUUUAGCACCAGAGAACAGAGCCAGGAGUUAGAAGGUAGAAGUUGCAAAUACAAAAAUCUGGACCCACCAGGAAGAAAGCAUAGACUUAUCCAAAAGGGGAAUAGGCUUCCUUGGGAGGAAGUCUAAACUCUUCCUUCAAGAAAAGGCUGAAUAACCACUGGUCAGGUAGGCUGAGGAGAGGAUUCUUAUCUGGAUGCGACUCAAACUAAAUCUACAGCCUCUGAGGUCCCUUCCAACUCAGAUUCUCUGAUUCAACUGGAAUGCUGGACUGAUUUACAAAUGAUUCCAGAGAACAGGAAAGAAUCAUGUGGAAUCAUGCUUAAGGGACAGGCCUGAGAGAUUAAUGCAGUUGGUAAUUCUCCCUCCCUUCCACCUGGUUCGUCUAACAAUUCAAGGAUUCAAUCAGCCGAUCUGUAGUCUCCUCUCCCCUUCCCUAGGUUCAUGACCCCGAAGCUUCUCCAAGGGUGUCUAAACUAUUGGCAGUUUCUGAAUUCCUAAAGAUCCUUCCUUUCUCCACUCUUCCUCACACCUCCUUCUAGAAAAAAAAAACAUAGCCACAUAGAUAUUAAGAGUUGGAAAGGAGUUCAGAGGCCGCCCGAUCCUACUCCAUGUCAAAGAUAAAGAAAUUGAGGUGGAGAGAGAUGAAGGGACUUACCUCACAUCAAAUGGAGGAGCUGGGAUCUGAGAUUUCUUACCCCAAAUACAGUGCUCAUAGGUUUUAAACUGGAAGGGACCUUAGAGGUCAACAGGUCCAAUGCCCUUAUCUUACCAAUGAGAAAAGUGAAACCCCAGAGAGCUUAAGAGAUUUGUCCAAGGUCAUGCAAGCAAUAAAUGGCAGACUUGGGAUUUGAACCCAGGUCUUCCAACUUCAAAUCUCAUGCCCUUUCCAAUGUACCACACUACCUCACAUUGCUUUUUUUCCCACUAUAUGAAAAAGAAGGCAUCACAAAAUCUAAAAUUUGGAAGGAAUCUUAGAGACUAUCUGAUAGAGAAUCCCCCUUGUAAUAUCACUGCUAAGUGCUCCUUCAGCAGCCACAUGAAGACCUCCAUUGAGGAGAAAACCCUCCACCUCCUGAGGUUGUUCAUUCCAGUUUUGGACUUUCACCGCAACUUCCACCCAUUACUCCUCUCCUAUUACUGCCUGCUGAGGCUUAAAUACUUGAAGUUAGCUGCCCUGUCCCUCCAAAUCUGUUUUUCCAAGCUAACCAUUCCUAUACUUGAACUGAUGCUUGUAUGGCGUAGUCUCCAGUUAACUCACUGUCUCCAGGGACCUUUUCUAUAUGAAGGGAUGUCAGCGUACCCCCACUUUAAUGCAUAUGGGCAAUCCUAGGUCAUAUAGGAAGAGUAUAAUUAGUCAUGAAAGUCAAGAGGCCCAAGAUCAGCAAAAUCUGGACCAGAGGCCAACUGUGAGCUGUUGGUAAUGUCUACAUCCUAUACAAAGUAACCUCUUACAUACAUUCUUGAAAGGUGGAUAGUCUCUAUACAAAACUCUAUGAUCUCCCUUCCCUUCAAUCCAUAACUGUGGACAAACCAUCCUACAUCCUACCGCAUCUACACCAUUGUCACCAACUGCCAUAGCUGAGCUUCCUGAGAACUGAUCCAUCCUGCAGCAUUAGACCCUUGGGUUGUUCCUCCUCCAUGGGAGUAGAUCUACAAGAGCACCACCUUUGGCAUUAGGCCAGGGCUAGGGCAGAAUACUUCCUAGAGUACACAUUCAGGAAUAGCUCUUAAAAUCUCCUUCCAAGGAUAUCUUCCUCUCCUCCUGCCCUGCCCCCAGCCACAGGCACCUAGAACCCCUGACCAAACACAAUAUAUACGGGCUCUAGUGUUCUUGAUCUGCUUCAUCUAAAAGAAAUAAAUGUUGUUUGACCCAUAGGAUACUAAGCAAGGAUAGUACCACCCUUGUCUCCCUUACUAGGCCUUACCUAUCUCUGAUUCUAAAGAAGAAAAGCAGCUUUGCUGCCCCAUAACCCACAUAAUGUGCUCACAGUCACAUGUGAAUUAAUCAAGCCCAACACCAAUCCUGGAAUAAAAACUGAAAAUCAGUUUCCACCAGGGAAAUUCCCAGCCUAGCCUUCCCACUCCCCACUCCACCCCCACUUCCCCAUUACCAAGCAGGACUCUGACGAUCAUAGGGAUCAUAGGAGUUAGAGCUGUAAGGGAUCCUAGAAACCAACCCCUCAUUGUACAGAUGAGGAAACAGAGGCCCAGGGAGGUAAAGUCUGGGCUGGACAUCACUUUGUCCCUCUCCUAACUUUACACACCUUUAGAGUCCUCGACACUCCCUACCCAGUGACUCUUAACCCUGCUCUUGCACAGCCCAUCUGAAUGUUUCUCUAUAGCCAACAGAACCCAGCAGCCUAGGUGUAGGCACCUGCCCAUUUGUCUCUCUGUGUCCUGCUGUACAUACAUACGUGUCCUUGUCACCCUUCACCCAUAAGAGAGAAGCCUCUCUGGGGAAAGGCAGGGUGACAACACCAUUAAAGAAUCUGAAUGGCAAAUAUUUUGUAACAAAAUAGCCCAGAGGUAUUUUAGCUGUUCAAAUCAUAGAGUUUUAGAAAUUAUAUUGAGAUAUGUCACUUGCGCAAACCAUGUUUCCUUGUCUUCUUCCUUUCUCCUCAACCACGGGGAAGGGGAUGCAAGUGGUGGGGAAGAAAGAGGGCAAGUUUUCCAUCUGAUAGAUGGAAGCUGAGUGUGAAAGAAUUGUCUGUGGUGAAGGCCAGAGGGGCUAGAAGGCCAAAGCAAAUGCUAGAUUCAAAUGAACAAACGUUUACCUAGUAUUUUGUACAGAGCAAUGGAGGAGAUACUUUCGAUGAAAAAAGAUUUCUACCUUUGUGGAACUUGUAGUCUAGUAAUAGCUAUAAAACAAAAUACAUGCUUGGAGCGGCACCCAACUGCCACCCUCUGCUACAAAAUCAUGUGUUUUUGGUUUGUCUACAAAAAAAAGAAAAUACUUAUCUUUAGAAAAAAGCUA